Messenger RNA from Ogataea philodendri, 228 nucleotides. RefSeq lists its product as uncharacterized. Bases 1 to 228 code for a protein of 75 amino acids. NCBI's taxonomy places the organism in Eukaryota, Fungi, Ascomycota, Pichiomycetes, Pichiales, Pichiaceae. The transcript has a single exon. The record is from RefSeq and is a predicted model, not a curated record.
AUGGAAGAUCUUUGCGAAACCACGAGAAGGAAAGAUUUGAAUGCGACGGCUUCGUGGUCGCUGAGUUUCUUGGAGCUCAAAAUGGAUGCAAUAGCAGCCUCCAGCUCUGAGAGAAUGUCUUUUAAUGAUUCGGGCAUCAAGUAUGCAAGUCUGUUCAGCUCUGUACCGCCACUGGUUCUGAGGUCUCUAAUCAACUCCCGUUCAUCAUCAGUAGCAUCAACAGGAUAG